CCAUCUUGUAGCAUCUGCUUCGUAUCGUCAAAGCUCCCUGCCUCUCGUACCAAUAGCUCGAAUCGCCGCUUUACAACUAUCACUCUACAGCCAAGACACACCCGGGAACCAUGGCUGACGACGAAUACGAUGGCGCCGAUAACCGAAAUGGGGACUAUGAGGAUUUUGUAGAUGAGCCUGCUGCCGAAGAACUCGCAGAAGAAGAGGGAGACGGGUUCGACGAGCCCGAUGCGGUGAACGCCGAUGGGGAUCAACAUAUGGGUGGAGUGGAUGAGGAUGCCGAGGGUGAACAGGGGGCAGCAAGCGUCCGAACCGGCAAGGAGAGCAUGGCGAAUGCCGACCGGGUGACCACGCCCUACCUGACCAAGUAUGAACGGGCGAGGAUCUUGGGUACUCGGGCUUUGCAGAUCAGUAUGAACGCCCCCGUACUCGUGCAGCUGGAAGGAGAGACGGACCCAUUGGAGAUUGCCAAGAAGGAACUGCGGUUCAAGAAGAUCCCGCUCGUGAUCAGGCGUUAUCUUCCAGACAACUCGUACGAGGAAUGGAAGGUCUCGGAGCUCAUUAUCAACGGGGACUAGACUCGCCGGCCUCUUUUCAUCCUUUUCUUUACGACCCAUCAGCAAUAUCACAUACGCCAUACAUCAUCUUUCGGUUUUACUCUUUCUGUUCCGUCCUGUCCUGGGUCUACCAUGUUGUCAUCUACAUCUAUGCGAGCGAGCGAUCCGGCGUUCUUGCUUCGUUUCGAACAAAAAAAAAACAUUUAACAGAGGUUUCUCGCUCGCAAACCGCUUUGUGUCACUAUCGCCGUCGACGGUUGCACACCUAGCUAGAUCAUCAACCCUUGAUGAGGUUGAUACGCUGAUUAUGAAGAGGUGAAAGCUCUGGUUGAAUGAGUGAGAUUCGAUUGCACCUGUUAAAGCCGGCGGGAUGGAACGCUCGGGUCGAUCGGAACCGAGCAUUCCACGCGAUCUCCCUUU
Messenger RNA from Filobasidium floriforme, 977 nucleotides. RefSeq names its product subunit common to RNA polymerase I. Gene Ontology annotation, molecular function: DNA-directed RNA polymerase activity; DNA binding. The record is from RefSeq and is a predicted model, not a curated record. Gene Ontology annotation, cellular component: RNA polymerase I complex; nucleus; RNA polymerase II, core complex. The transcript is spliced from 7 exons. Lineage: Eukaryota; Fungi; Basidiomycota; Tremellomycetes; Filobasidiales; Filobasidiaceae. The coding region runs from base 111 to 578 and encodes 155 amino acids. Gene Ontology annotation, biological process: DNA-templated transcription.